Dictyostelium discoideum AX4 is the source of this 396-nucleotide messenger RNA. RefSeq lists its product as hypothetical. The transcript has 2 exons. Bases 1 to 396 code for a protein of 131 amino acids. NCBI's taxonomy places the organism in Eukaryota, Evosea, Eumycetozoa, Dictyosteliales, Dictyosteliaceae. The record is from RefSeq and is a predicted model, not a curated record.
AUGACAGAAAACGAUAAAUAUAGAUUCAAAGAACCAAAAUUUUCAUUCACAGAUUAUUAUAAAGAUUUUAUCAAUUUAUAUCCAGAGGAGUUUGAUCAAGUUUCAAAAGAUAUAAAAAAUUUAAAAAGUGGAGAAAAAAAGUUUCAGGUUGAAGCAUCAUGUUAUGAUUUAAAAAUAGAAUAUGAAGAAUGUAAAAAAAAACUAUCAUUUUUCCACACAUAUUUUUGUUUUGAAGAAGCCAAUAAAUUUCAUGAAUGUGUAAAAGUAAAUGAUAGAAAAUUUGAUAGAUAUUUGAAAUAUUAUAUUUAUAGUAAUAAACAAUCAUACAUGGAAUAUUGGGAAAAUCAAGAAAAGGAAUAUUUAGAAAAAUUACAAAAAGAGACAUCAAAAAAAUAA